CACCAGACAUAGAGGAGGAAAAAAAGCAAAGUGAUCCAUUGAACCAGAGUCUUCGCCCUCUCUUAAUUACGUCGAGUCUCGUAUCUUUUCCCUUUUUUUUCACCAUUUUCCCCCACUCUUUUAGACUUGGGGCUAGUGGUAAUUAGCUACAACAGAAUAAAACCAGCUGAUCGGGAGAGAGGUGGUGUAUUUUGGAGCGAGAUGGCUAACAGAAACAUUCUGUUGCUCUUCUGCGGACUCUUCGUCUUAGCUCUGAUUCAGCCCUCUCUUCAAGGAGGUGUGUAUGUACCACCUGGUGCUGGCAUUGGAGUGGGAGGCAUUGGAACAAGAACUGGAUUCUUUCCAGGGUCUGCUGGAGGAGUCCCCGUGGGCUAUAAACCAGCUAAAGCUGCAGUAGGAGGUUAUGGAGGUGGAGGCCAUGGUGUGGGCCCAGGUGGUUUGCAGCCAGGGGGUGUUGUGCCUGGUGGCUUGGGCAUUGCAGGACCAGGUGGAAAGGCCCCUAAACCAGGUUAUGGCAAUGUAGGAGUCGGUGUCCUUGGAGGAGGUGGUUAUGGUGGUUUUGGUGGCUAUGCUGGACAGAAGGCUGCCAAAAGAGGCACUGGAGGACCUGUGGUUGGGACAGGAGGAGUUCCUGGAGGCCCAGGAAGUGGAGCUGUAGUGCCCGCUGGAGUACCUGUUAUUCCUCAGACAGGCCUUCCAGGAGGGGCUGGUGUUGGCGCAGGAAAGAAAGCUGCUAAAGUGCCAGGUGUGGGUGUGCCUGGACUUUACCAAGGUGGAAUGGUGCCAGGAAAAGGGUUUGGUGGACGUGGAGUUCUGCCUGGAGUUGCCACCGGCACCGACCUGAGUCAAAAAUCAAUCGGAGGUGGAGUACAAGGAGGAGGUCAAGGACCAAAUGGCCGUGGGUUUGUCGGACCAAUGCAGCCAGGAGUGUUCCACGGAUACCCCCUCAAAUCACCCAAAGUUCAAGGUGGCUACGCAGCAAAACCUGGAGGUGGCAAAAUUCCCUUUGGUUAUGGGGGCUUUGGUAACGUUGGAGCUGGCCUGCCAGGAGGAAAAGGUGGCCCUGGUUCAAGACCUGGAUAUCCUGUUGGAACUGGAGUCGGGCCUGGAGGCAUCUCACCUGCUCAGGCUAAAGCUGCAAAAUAUGGUUUGGCUGGCAUUGGAGGUGGUGGUGGUGUUGGUGGUGUUGGUGGUGUUGGAGGUGUUGGAGGUGUUGGUGGACCAUAUCAAGGGCAGGUGCCAGGAGGAUAUGGAGCUGGUUCCAAGGCUGCUAAAUAUGGAGGAGGACCGGGAGGUACACCCAUUGGAGUAUCAGGAGGAGUUCCAAGAUUACCGGUGGCUGGUGGAUUUUCACCAGCAGCCAAAGCUGCUAAAUAUGGGAUAGGAGGACAACUGGGGACAGGAGGACAACUGGGGACCGGAGGACAACUGGGGACCGGAGGACAACUAGGGACAGGAGGACAACUAGGGACGGGAGGACAACUAGGAACAGGAGGAUACUCUCCUGCUGCCAAAGCUGCUAAAUAUGGACUAGGGGGACAGAUAGGAACAGGAGGGCUCGGGGGAACAGCAGGAGCAGGAGGAUACCCUGCUGCUGGAGCAGGAGUGGGAGCAGGAGGAUACCCUGCUGCUGGAGCAGGAUUGGGAGCAGGAGGAUACCCUGCUGCUGGAGCAGGAUUGGGAGCAGGAGGAUACCCUGCUGCUGGAGCAGGAGUGGGAGCAGGAGGAUACCCUGCUGCUGGAGCAGGAGUAGGAGCAGGAGGAUACCCUGCUGCUGCCAAAGCUGCUAAAUAUGGAGUAGGGACACUAGGAGACACAAGAGGACAUGGAGGAACAGCAGGACUGGGAGGCACGGGACCACUAGGAGGACCAGGAGGACCAGGAGGACUUGGAGGUGGAGGAUACUCUGCUGCUGCUAAAGCUGCCAAAUAUGGUCCAGGUGCUGCAGGAGUAGUUCCAAGUGGAGGUGGGGGAGGAAUUCCUGGAAGAGUCCCAUUUUUACCAGGAUAUGGAUCUUUGGGUGCUGGUGCCAAACCUCCUAAAUAUGGAGUCCCAGGAGCAGGACAAGGAGUUCCAGGGGGAGCGGGACAGAUACUACCCGGUGCUGGCGGCUAUGGGGGUUAUGGACCUGGUGCUGGAGUCAAACCCCCAAAGUAUGGAGUUUCAGGAGGAGCUGGAGCAGGGCUCGGAGCUGGAGGUCUUGUAGGGACAGGAGGAACAGAAGCAAUAAUACCAGGAGUAGGAGGUGGGCAAUACUCUGCUGCUGCAAAAGCUGAUAAAUAUGGAGGCAUCACUGGAAUAGGACUUGCCGUGCCAGGAGCUACGCCACAUACAUCUGUCAGUGGUGUCCCAGAUGGAACUGCUCAACCAGGGCCCACGGCUAUUGCCGCAACUGGCAAGGCCCCAGAGGUCCCGCAGCCCAGCGUUGCUGGUGGUAUUAUUCAGCCUAGUACUGGCACAAGUGUUGGUGGAACAGGUGUUGGAGCACCUCCUGGUGGUGUCGGUUUGGGGACAGGUGUCAAAGCACCUAAACCAUUUGUACCAGGUGCUGGAGUUGGAUAUCCCUAUGGUGGAAGUUAUGGAGUUCCUUAUGGUGCAGGUAUCCGCACUGGACCUGGAACUGGAGUCGCAACUCAGCCUGGUGCGGACCCUUUCAAAACUUCAGCUGUGGGUGGAGCAGCAGGCGGAGUAGGACUCCCACUGGAAGUAGGCGGUUAUCAAGGGGGAUACAGUCCAUAUCAUCAUGGUUAUGGACAGGCAGGUGGGUUGACGCAUCCCUCCGCAGUUGGACUGGGAGGUGCUGGUGGUGGAGUUAAAGCACCCAGACAAGGCUACGUCAAUGGUGGUGGAUAUCAGCCAGGUGCUGUUCGUGUAGCUCCUGGUUAUGGAGGAGGUUACCCCCAGCAAUACCUCCCAGGUGGAUAUGCUCCUGCCCAGCUGACUCCUCAGUCAGCCAAAGCAGCCAAGUACGGUCCACUGCAGGCAUUCCUUGGCGGUGCAGGAGGAGGAGGGUUCUACAGAGGUGGAGUUGCGAGAUGCCAGGGCAAAUACUGCGGGAGGAGGAAGUAGAGGAUCUCUUGAGAUCCAGCGUGACCUCAAGAAACUAUGGUGCUACUGCAUGAUGGAGAAUGUACAUUUUAUAUGCAAAAAAAAAAAACCC
Xiphias gladius (swordfish) is the source of this 3160-nucleotide messenger RNA. It is a transcript of the gene elna, whose product is annotated as elastin a. NCBI's taxonomy places the organism in Eukaryota, Metazoa, Chordata, Actinopteri, Istiophoriformes, Xiphiidae. The coding region runs from base 202 to 3069 and encodes 955 amino acids. Gene Ontology annotation, molecular function: extracellular matrix structural constituent. The record is from RefSeq and is a predicted model, not a curated record. The transcript is spliced from 44 exons.